CGCUCGGUCUCCGCUGGGCAGGUCGAGCCCGGCCUGGGGUCCGCGGCCGGUCGGAGACAUGGAGCGCGGCCACCGCCUCCUGCUGGAGAACGCGCGUCAGGCGGUGCUGGUGAGCGCGCGCGGUGAGCGCUUCCUGGCCCGGGGCGCGGCGCGGGGGCUCGCGGUGCUCCAGGACGCCAGCCUCGUGGUGGGCGCGGAUGGGUUUAUAAAAGCGAUUGGCCCUGCUGAUGUGAUCCAAAAAGAGUUUUCUGGAGAAACUUUCGAAGAAAGAAUUGACUGCUCUGGAAAAUGUAUCCUACCAGGUCUGGUGGAUGCACACACACAUCCCGUGUGGGCUGGAGAAAGAGUCCACGAGUUUGCGAUGAAGUUGGCAGGCGCCUCCUACAUGGACAUCCACCAGGCUGGAGGGGGGAUCAACUUCACGGUGGAGCGCACCGGCCAGGCCUCUGAGGAGGAGCUGUUCUGCUCCCUGCAGCAGCGGCUUCGGUGCAUGCUGAGCGCCGGCACCACGCUGGUGGAGUGCAAGAGUGGCUAUGGCCUCGCCCUGGAUGCGGAGCUCAAGAUGCUGCACGUGAUUGAGCGGGCGCGGCGGGAGCUGCCCGUGGGCAUCUCAGCCACUUACUGCGGGGCGCACUCAGUGCCCAGAGGAAAAACUGCCCUGGAAGCUGCUGAUGACAUCGUCAAUAAUCACCUCCCAAAGCUGAAGGAACUUGGCAGAAAUGGGGAAAUACACGUUGACAAUAUAGACGUGUUCUGUGAGGAGGGUGUCUUUGAUCUGGAUUCCACCAGAAGGAUUCUCCAAAGCGGAAGAGAGAUGGGGUUGCAGAUUAACUUCCACGGAGAUGAGCUGCAUCCCAUGAAGGCUGCUGAGCUCGGGGCGGAGCUGGGAGCCCGGGCAGUGAGCCACCUGGAGGAGGUGAGUGAUGAAGGCAUCGCUGCCAUGGCAACGGCAGGGUGCUCUGCCGUCCUGCUGCCCACCACGGCCUACAUGCUGAGACUGAAGCAGCCGAGAGCCAGGAGGAUGUUAGAUGAAGGGGUAAUAGUUGCUCUGGGCAGCGAUUUCAACCCUAAUGCAUACUGCUUUUCAAUGCCAGUGGUCAUGCAUCUGGCCUGUGUGAACAUGAGGAUGUCCAUGCCCGAGGCCUUGGCUGCUGCCACCAUCAAUGCAGCUUACGCGCUGGGGAAAUCCCACACACAUGGAUCUUUGGAAGUUGGCAAACAGGGGGAUUUCAUUAUCAUCAAUGCAUCCAGAUGGGAGCAUCUGAUUUACCAGUUUGGAGGCCAUCAUGAAUUAAUUGAAUAUGUUAUAGUUAAAGGGAAAGUUGUCUAUAAAAAGUGAUAGAAUUGGAAGAAAAGAGAAGAUAAUUAUACUGUAUCUAAUAAAUCAGUACAGCUAUACAUCUUAUUAGUUUUAGAUAAGUUAAAAUUCAGUUAUCUUGUUAAUUCACUUAACAAAACUUGGGGUUGAUUUAUUUGAAUUGAACAUGUGCACAGGAACAUAUAAACAAGUAAAUCACUACUGUCGAAUCAUUAAAUUGUUUCACAAAGAUUGCUUGUGAAUGUUCUGAAGAUGAAUACGAUGGAAUAUCACAAAACUGCCUUUGUGGGAACCAAACCUAGCUUGAAAUUUCCGUUUUGUUUUCACAUCUCAUUUCUCAACUUUUAAGCUAUAUUUAGUGACCAUUGGGGAAUGGAAGGAAAUCUAGAUGAUAUGCCCCAAAUUAAGCAAACUGUACCUUUUUCUAGUAAGCAGAUAGUAUUUUCUUUCCGCACACAGUUUGUCUUUCAAGAUGUUUUUCAAAUGAAUUAAUGUGUAUGGUAUAUGUGGGGAGUGUCCUUCCACUUCUAAUGGCUUUUCAUCCCUAGCAAUGAAACUUCACGGCAGAACUGAAGACUUGUCGUUUUACACAGAGGUGCAGGAGCUUUUCUGUAGUAGAUGCAUUUUAAUCAACUCAUAAUAUGUAAUUUUUUGAAAUCGCUUUAAUGUUUUUGAUUCUUCACAUCACAUUGUAUAAGAAACAUAUUACAGAUCUCAAUAAAUAUUUGCUAUUA
Messenger RNA from Heterocephalus glaber (naked mole-rat), 2052 nucleotides. It is a transcript of the gene Amdhd1, whose product is annotated as amidohydrolase domain containing 1. Gene Ontology annotation, molecular function: imidazolonepropionase activity. Gene Ontology annotation, cellular component: cytoplasm. Lineage: Eukaryota; Metazoa; Chordata; Mammalia; Rodentia; Bathyergidae. The record is from RefSeq and is a predicted model, not a curated record.